GCAGUAAGUUUGUGUUUUGUUAAGUGUUUGUCGCGGACUAACAAUAAAUCAAGAAAUUCCUGACGAAGAUUAGGGAUUGCACACGGUGAUUUAGAUGUCGAAAGACGUUUGCUUUUUAGUGCGUUUUGUGGGGAAGGAGGAAAAAUCCUAAAUCAGAAAAAUGGCCGAUUCGGACUGGAAAAGUCGCGUAGGAAUUGAGCUCAAUUACAGCUCCGGCGAUGAGGACGAUUGUGACGAUGCUGACAGCAGUAGCACUGUGGUGAUUCCAUCUGGAGACGAACCUGAUUUCAUUCUCGGUUUUGCCAGCAACUCGCAGGAGUUUGAGGAGGGCAUACGAAUUCCUUCAGUUGACGACGUACUCAGUCAGUACGCAGAUCAGUACGGUAGUACACCACCAAGAACAAGAAUAAAGAACAAAAGCAGAAGUUCGCGGCAAAGAAUGGAAGGAAACAUCAGAAUGCGCACCGGUCGUUUGGCACGGCCACGUGCUGAUCGUCGUAACACGGUUGAUUGUGCGCUAUUGAAUCAGAUGAUAAUGGAACCCGAUGGAGAGGAGAAAGUUCGCAGUGAUAAGCGUUCGACGCAGCUUCUGCGAGAAUCGGAGCGUGAGAUCAAAAUGGCCGCCGGAGGUAAUGCUAUUGUAACUAGGAACUCGGGAAAUUUUGGCCCGUCAGUAAGACCUAUUGAGGAACGAGCUGAAAGCAUGCCCAUAACACGCGCUGCUACACGUAAUGUUUCGCCUGGUGUGGUGCCGGCUCUCAUCGAGUCGUGCAAUAGAUUUAUGAGCGUCAAGUGCCGUCCCAUUGGCUGUAGAACCUCGGCUCCUCCGUCAGCGUUUGCCAAUUUUCGCGAUUGCCCUGCCAAUGCGAGAACGGAGAUACCUCAAAACAGGAUUGCUUUUCACGAAACUUUUUCCAAUUUGAUUAAAUUGGGAAGCAUUGACAAGGAUCGCACCAACCGAAAUGUGGUAUCGACAGAAGACCGGAUCUGGCAAACGCAGGCGAAUGACCUCAUAUGGUUAGAAUUACAAGCUUGGCAUGCAGAUCGGUCGGUCGAGCAACAGGACAAGAUUCUUUGUCAGGCUAGAAAUGAGAUAGAGACGCUACUCGAGGAAAUAAUGAAUUUUCGUUUCCAAAGGCACUUGGCCCGGAACGUUAGUGAGGUUAGCAUGGCGGACAGUGGUUUUGGUUCAGAGCCUACUGCCUCCACACUGAACGGCGAAACAGUUCGUGAGUUCUGCUUCGGUUGUCUAUCGAUGUACUGCAAGGAUUGUCUGGAGGUGCAAACGAUUGCAUUGAAGCAGGUAGAAGAUUUGUUGUUGCGACUAGAGUCUAAAGAAAGCCUUUUUCCCUCAUCCAAAGCGAUGGGAAUGGCUUUUGCGCUGUAUCAAAGCGAGGAGUUCGUUGGUCGUGUGAAAGCAAUGUGUUUGUGGUACAACAUGACCAAACAACACCGGUUGACUUUGCUAAUUUUGGGUAAAUUGUUAGCAAGGUUACAAGGAAACAAAAAGUCCUACCAUUGGCCGAUAAUGGAAACGGAUAGCUCUACGAGCUCUUCGGUGCAGGACGAAACCAUUGAGGCUGGUGAUAGUGGGCAAGGCGAAUCGACACCCAGUUCUACUGGAGGUUGUUCUGCUAGACGUGUUCAGUUUGUAGAUGAGGGAAGUGCCACCGAAAGUGCAAACAGUGACGAAUCCGGUCGUGAGUACUCUGACUUGGAAGAUUUUUCUAUUCGCCGACAGUAUACCUUUACUGGUGAUACUGAAAUGUGUCACUAUAUGAACACUUUGAAUUUGUACAGUGUUAAUUCAAUCGCAGAGGUAACCUCGUAUACGGACAACAAUUCCACCACUUUGUAUCGAAGAUAUAUAGAAAACGUACUCAAGUGUCGCGGUCUUGGAAAGUCUUUAACGUUUCUGCACCGGCUGCAUAAUGUUGUUCUACGCAAGGCGCAGUUGACAUUGGAAAAGCCGGACACGCAGGAUCAUGAAGAUGAUAGUUUAUUCAUCGAAGAAGAUGUUCCUUGUAUCGAGCCUCCAUUGGAUAAAGAACAGGAAAUUGAACUGCGUCGUUACGGUGCUUGGAGCGCGGAAGCUAAGGCACUGAAAUUGCCUUCAUACGUUCCGGCAUUCAUUUUCCUCUCGCUGAUACCUUUGGAGGUAAUCCAGGAAUUUUUAAAAAUGCGGCUGGAAACGAGGCAUGUGCAGCCGAAUCCUCUUAGCUUGGAGCAGCACAUCAAGGAACUGAAGGAAGGCCUUACGUUGGCUAUGAUUCACCGCGAUCGUUUCCAGAAACACAUCAACACUGCUCUUAUUGAUCGAGAAUCAGAACUGGAUAAAUACAUUGGUGUGUUGGAAACAUUCGAUGGGACGGUGAAGAAUAUAUUUGAACUGUACUUAGAGUAUGCGGAACAAUGGAUUCUAGUGGCGACACCGGAGGGUCACCAGAAAUCGGCACUGGAUGAAGAGUGGCGUUUUACUAAGCUGGUUUGUCCGAUGAUCCCCGGUCAGCACGCAAUCGCCGCUAAACGGUUCUGCAACAUAGUGGAAAAAUUGCUAGAAGAUACGGGCGCAAAAAUGAUCAAACGUCUACGUGAGCUAGAGGAUCAGAGCAAACGGCUUGAUAAUACUGUGAAAGAUCGUUCGGGUAAAAAGUGGCAAUUUCUGGCACUUUGUCGUGAAACGCAAGAUGUACUUACGUUCGCUCGGGAUAAAACAAUGAAAACUAUGCUGUUUGCUAAGGGUUUGUUCCGUGAUCUAGAGAACUGCGACUUUCAUCGUGACCACUGUGAUGACGGCGAGGAAGAACCGCAUAUGGACGAGGUGGUACUGAGAAACGUUGGCUUAGGGCGUAAGAAGAGCCCUGUAUGUCAGGAAGUGGUCGACAUUCUGCGGUUAGUGAAAAAGAAUGCUUUGUUGCUUAGAAACAAGUUGACGUUAAUAAUUGAGAACUUGCAGGAUGAAUGUAGUAUUCGAAAUAUGGCGGAUUUGGAGGAAAACGAUAGAAUCGCGGUUCUGUCGAGAACACGGGAGAUCUUACACCAGGGAUACAAAUUCGGAUUUGAGUAUCACAAAGAUUUGGCAAGGUUGUACGAAACGAAAGCGGAAAACUGUCGUGAUCCGGAGUGUGAGUUGAAAUUGUCUAAUGCGAUCGUACAAUUUGCUAAGCUUUGGAUGAAGUUUGUUAUGGAACGAUGUGAACGGGGCAGAGGGCUAAGACCCCGAUGGGCUAACCAGGGAUUAGAGUUUUUGAUUUCUGCCUGUGACCCCCAGUGUACGAGUCAUUUGAGCAAUUCUGAAUUUGAAGAUCUUAAAUGUAAAAUGGAUACGUGCAUUUCGCAUGUUAUUGGCAGCAUCAAAGAGGAGCGUUCCCGUCGUUCUCCGAGGUCGAGAAAAGGCUCGCCCGCUCCAUCUCCAACGCCGGGACGAGCCUCCAUUCCUUCGAUUACCCUCAGUAAGGCAUAUCAAAAUCAGUUAAGCUUGCGAGAGGAUGGAGUGAUGCUACGACCGCACCAUCUUCACGAGUCACCAGAUGUAUAUCGGAAGCAGACUUCGUACGAUAGUGUGCAAGAAAUAAAAAUUCGAGUCCCGACGGAAACAUUGCUGGGCACGAAGCCGCUGCGGCAGCUGCGUGUGCGUGACGCCAUCAAUAGACUUGAUAAUGAAAUGCAUGAAAAAUUACGUGACAAAAACCUGAUCGGUAGUGUAAAGGAGAUAAGCAACUGUGAUAAGGUACUGAACAGAGCGCGCAGCGUAAACUUCAGUUGGCAUCGCGGUAUAAAGAUAGGCCAAGGACGUUUCGGUAAGGUGUACACUGCGGUGAACAAUUCGACCGGCGAGUUGAUGGCGAUGAAGGAGAUUGCUAUUCAACCGGGAGAAACCAGUGCGAUAAGAAAGGUUGCAGAGGAGUUGAAGAUAUUCGAAGGCAUCAACCACAGGAACCUGGUCAAGUACUAUGGAGUGGAAAUUCAUAGGGAAGAAUUGCUAAUUUUUAUGGAGCUGUGCCCGGAAGGAACAUUGGAAAGUUUGGUCGAGCUUAACGGCGGCCUUCCCGAGGCGCACGCUCGGCGUUAUACUAUCCAGUUGCUCUCCGGUGUUAAAGAAUUACAUCGCCACGGAGUAGUUCACCGGGAUCUAAAGACGGCCAACAUAUUCUUGACCAGAGAUGGCAAUUGUUUGAAAUUAGGUGAUUUCGGGUCCGCUGUAAAGAUUCAGGCGCACACCACAAUGCCAGGCGAACUGAAAGGAUAUGUUGGCACUCAAGCUUACAUGGCACCGGAAGUAUUCACUAAAACGAAUAGUGUAGGACAUGGUCGGGCAGCUGACAUUUGGUCUGUGGGCUGUGUCGUUAUUGAAAUGUGCAGUGGAAAGCGCCCUUGGCAUCAGUUUGAUUCCAACUUCCAAAUCAUGUUCAAGGUUGGAAUGGGAGAAAGUCCAGCAAUUCCGGAAUGCUUAUCUGAAGAGGGACAACAAUUUGCAAGUAACUGUUUGCAGCAUGAUCCGAAACAGCGUCAAACGGCAGCGGAACUACUGCAACAUAACUUUUGCAAGGUCAGUGACGAUAGUUUAGAUGAAUUGGAUAUGGAAACGCGACGGUCUUUUCGACGCAAUCUCAACUCGACGUCGUCUGUAAAGUCGUAAAAAACAAUGAUACGUAAAGGUAUCGGCUACUUCAACCCCGGAAACGAGACAUAACCUUUUCCCUUUUCACGAUUACGAGUAUCAUAAAGACUGUUCAGUAUUGAAGUUUUGAAGCGAACAAAGAUAAAAGGACAUUACUACUUAAUCUCAAGGUAAACCAAGUUUUAUACACAUUCCACGGAGUUCCGAAUAAAAAAGAAACCAUUAAUAUAGUCAUUGAAUUAUAUCCGGAGGAUAUUUAGCGAACAUAUUUUUUUCAUUAGUACCUUUGAACACCAAUGUUUGCAUAGGUAAAAAAAUUGUAAAGAAAAGCACGGAAGCAGUGUGGACAACAACGUUAUU
This is a messenger RNA of Sabethes cyaneus, 4981 nucleotides long. RefSeq names its product mitogen-activated protein kinase kinase kinase 4 (gene Mekk1). Lineage: Eukaryota; Metazoa; Arthropoda; Insecta; Diptera; Culicidae. The transcript has 7 exons. Gene Ontology annotation, molecular function: protein kinase activity; ATP binding. The record is from RefSeq and is a predicted model, not a curated record. Gene Ontology annotation, biological process: protein phosphorylation; MAPK cascade. Bases 161 to 4639 code for a protein of 1492 amino acids.